AGUUCCCCUGGCCCUCGGCUCCAGCCCGCACUUUGGGCCUUUUCUUGUGCCCUGUUUCUUAAAGGCAUGCCGACUACAGCAUUCAAAAAGGCCAUUACUUAACAAAGGGAAAGAGAUAAAUGUAAAUAAGCUCACAAUUUGAGAAUGAGCAGUUUGCAGUAAGAAGCUGCAGCAGCCCAGCGUCUGCUACUUUGUGCUGAGCUAACCUUUCCCUGUUAAAAAAAAAAAAAAUAAUGGAUUAAUAUUGCGCUUCUAAAAUGCGAGUUGCCAGUUUACAUGUUUAUUAGAUAAUUAUCUACAGGCAUGAGCACACUCUCUCAUCCAGCACACUCUUUUUUGGGUGACAAAUGGGAGCAGGUGAAAACAAAGGACAGGAGGGAACAGCUAGUGAGGCCACUGCCAUAGCACCAGUUGAAGGCUGCUGUCAGUGAAAGCCAAGGUGGAAGGAGAAGAAUAACUGAAGUCCAGAAAGGGGCUAUGACUUACUCUCUCACAGUUAGAUGGGGCUGUAUGUGGCUAUAUUGAUUAACACCAACUAUGAAAACUUAUAGGAGGAAAACAUUUCCUACCAGGACCUAGUCUCAGAGUGGUGAACCUUGCUGUCAGCAGGUCUUCUGAAAAAAAAAAAACAAAAACAAAAACAAAAAUAAAAACAAAACAAACCCAUGGGUGACAGAAGAUUCAUUGAUUUCCAAUUUCAAGAUUUAAAUUCAAGCCUCAGACCCAGGUUGGGCAAUGUUACUGCCAAUAAUACUUGCAUUGUUGAUGAUUCCUUCAAGUAUAAUCUGAAUGGUGCUGUCUACAGUGUUGUAUUCAUCCUGGGUCUGAUAACCAACAGUGCCUCUCUGUUUGUCUUCUGUUUCCGGGUGAAAAUGAGAAGUGAGACUGCUAUUUUUAUCACCAAUCUGGCUCUCUCUGAUUUGCUCUUUGUCUGCACUCUACCUUUCAAAAUAUUUUACAAUUUCAACCGACAUUGGCCUUUUGGUGACACCCUCUGCAAGAUCUCUGGUACUGCCUUCCUUACCAACAUCUAUGGGAGCAUGCUCUUCCUCACGUGUAUUAGUGUGGAUCGUUUCCUGGCCAUUGUCUAUCCCUUCCGAUCUCGUACCAUUAGGACCAGGAGGAAUUCUGCCAUUGUGUGUGCUGGAGUCUGGAUUCUGGUCCUUAGUGGCGGUAUUUCAGCCUCUUUGUUCUCCACCACUAAUGUCAACAAUGCAGCCACCACCUGUUUUGAAGGCUUCUCCAAACGAGUCUGGAAGACUUAUCUGUCCAAGAUCACCAUAUUUAUUGAAAUUGUUGGAUUCAUCAUUCCUUUGAUAUUGAAUGUCUCUUGCUCUUCUGUGGUGCUCAGAACUCUUCGUAAGCCUGCUACACUGUCUCAGAUUGGAACCAACAAGAAAAAAGUACUGAAGAUGAUCACAGUGCAUAUGGCAGUCUUUGUGGUAUGUUUUGUACCCUAUAACUCUGUACUUUUUCUAUAUGCCCUCGUGCGUUCCCAAGCCAUUACCAAUUGCUUGUUGGAAAGAUUUGCAAAGAUCAUGUACCCAAUCACCUUGUGCCUUGCUACUCUGAACUGUUGCUUUGACCCUUUUAUCUAUUAUUUCACUUUGGAGUCCUUUCAGAAGUCUUUUUACAUCAAUACCCAUAUCAGAAUGGAAUCCCUGUUUAAGACUGAAACACCUCUGACCACAAAACCUUCCCUUCCAGCUAUUCAAGAGGAAGCUAGUGAUCAAACAACACAGAAUGGUGGUGAAUUAACGCUAGAAUCCACUUUCUAGGUACGAGAAUUGUAUUUAGGUUCAGAUAUGGUUUCUCCUAUGAUUUUUCCAAUGCUAUAAGACAAAAGUGUAGAAGCUGAUGAUAUUGAGAAUAGAUUAAUGUACUAAAUACAGUCAGAUACAUUAAUUUGAAUGUUUACUGUACAUAUGCUGUUUUGUUCAAUAAUUAUAGGUCAGGUCUAAUUACAGCUACCAAAAGGGAUUGCAAAACUCUUCUGGGUUAGAAUUUCAUUAUAUCACGUUAUGUAGGUGAUCAGUGGUCUUAACUUUAGUGAUAUGGAGACAACUUAAAACUUUGAAAAAGAUAUUUCCAUUAUGAUAAUAUUUGGUAAUUGGUUUGGGCCUAUAAGUAUAGAACAAUUUCAGGGAUUAUUAAAAAAUAACCUCUGUGUUACUACUGAUAUAUGCUAGCCUUUUAUUUUCUUUUUUAAAUUUUCAUUGAAUUUAUUUUAGCGUAAGAAUAUAUUUUAACAUAAACAUUAUUGAUAAAAAAGUGUCAAAUUUAAAAGAGCUGGAAAUAUAUUUAUUGUAUAUAUUUUGAAAGCAGGAAAUUAAAAGUAUGUGAAUGUGGGUGAGAACAAACAGAAAAUUAACUGGAUUUUCACAUUUGUUGUCAGUAGCAGUGUUGGUUUUUAGAAACUUUAUUCCUUUUCUAAUACUACAUUAAAAUUUUCAUGUGAAACUUCAAUCAGGAAGCUGCUAGUACCAAAAGAGGUGUAAAGUGGAAAAUCACAAAAAAUAAUGUCCAUAAAAGAUAAGCAACACCAACAUUUUUUUCUUAGGAUGUUGUAUUACCUUUCCUUGGAGAAACUGCUUUCUCUGAAAUAUUUAUUUACCAUAUGAAAUUUUGAAGCACAAUGCAGUUAAAACACUGUUGCAUUUGUGCCCAGAUCACAACCAAAUUGAAAAAAAUUAACAACAAAAUAAUAGUAAAAACUAAAACAGGAAAACAAACAAAAAGUAAGUUCAUAAUAUGCAUUAAUCAUUUUUGUUGUUGUUGUAGGAAAGUAGAGACAUGUAUCUAUAUUUACGAGACAUGUAACUUUAAAUUACUUAUUCUUUCAUAUUAAAUUUUGGAGCACAAUACAAACAGCUGCUGAACUUGUGCCCAAGUCAGGAGCAUAUUGAAAAAAAAAAUAGUUAAGUCAAUACAAACAAAAAAGCCAAAAAAACCCAAAAUAAAAACAUACAAAAUAAUGAAAACAACAAAAAAUAAUACUUAACACUUGCAUUAAAAUUUUAUUUAUUUUUGAAGAUCUUUAAAUUUAAAAAUACUGGGUCAUUUGUAUGAUGUUUUAUUUCAGACAAAAUUUGUUCCUUGACCCUUUUUUUAUUCUCCCAUUGUACCAUAAUAUUUAUAGGUUUAUUUCCCCCAUUGGAGUUUGUUUGUUUUUUCUAAAUUGUGUCCAGAUGAGUUCCAAACUGGAAGAAGAAAAAGCUCAAAACAACCCCCUGCAAAAUAACAACAACCCCCACCAAAAUAGCAUACAAAAAUGUUGACCUUGUAUUUUUGAGUAUCUGUAAAACUUCAAUAAUACUAUAAUUUUCAUUUAUGUUUUAUAUCAAAAUGUAGCUCGGAAGUACUACACUGGUGCAUAGUUCACACAGAAUUGAAAUCAAUAUUUUAAAAGGUACAGAAGAAAACAUUUUUAUAAUUCACUUAACAAAAUCCUGAAAAAAUUCUUACCAUUUAUUGGGUAAAGUGUAGAUUUAAGUACAUUAAAAUUGAUAACUAAAACUUCUGAAAACAAUGUAGCUUGAAAGAUGCUAUAUUGGCACUCAUGUCAAAAGUAAUGGGACCAACUCUCACAUACACACUACACACACAAAAUGAAAAAUUAAAAUACUAAAAAUGCUACAAAACAACAAAAAUAUUCUUAAAAUUUUCAUUAAACAAUUUUAAAAUUAUUUGGAUGAUAUGGUGACUUAAAAAUGCUAAAACUCUUAAAGUAGAUUUUCCAGGUACAGUGCAACUUGCAAGUUGCUGAGCUUAUUCCAGGGAGAGAUUAAAAAAAAAAACAAAAACAUAAAACAUAACAAAAAAGUAAAACUUUUAAAGAAAUAAGCACUUCUUAAAAUUCUCAUUAACUUUUGUUUUUCUUUCUGAUAAAUUUGUAGAUUUAAAAGUAAUAAGAUUCUUAAGUAAAAAUCCAUGAUCAUAGUGAAACUUUAAAAACUGUUAAAUCUGUACCUGCGUUAAGAACUGACUUUUUCAAAAUGUUGAAACAAUAGAACAAUAAUAAAAAUGAAUUUUCAAAAAUGACAUUACUUUUUCCUUUGU
Molecule: messenger RNA, 4059 nt
Organism: Talpa occidentalis (Iberian mole)
Lineage: Eukaryota; Metazoa; Chordata; Mammalia; Eulipotyphla; Talpidae
Gene: LPAR4
Product: lysophosphatidic acid receptor 4
Exons: 3
Coding region: 666-1778 (370 amino acids)
Biological process (GO): phospholipase C-activating G protein-coupled receptor signaling pathway; positive regulation of Rho protein signal transduction
Cellular component (GO): membrane
Molecular function (GO): lysophosphatidic acid receptor activity
Source: RefSeq, a predicted model, not a curated record